AAGGCAAUGGACCCGCAUGAGGGUUCGAAUCGCACAAUCGUAUGAUCUCAUAGUAAGGUAUUAACUGAGAGGGAGAGCCACAUCAGCUUGCCAAACUCUGCUGAUUGCUGACAGUAGAAUCUUCUUCAACAACACUUUCGAUCCACCUAUCCUUCAGGGAUCAAUAGAUACCUGGUGAAAAUGGGUAACAACGGUGCUGAAGACGUAAAGAUUUGUGGGGUUGAGUGUUCCGAGACCACUGUUGAGAUAAAGAUAAAAACAUUGGACUCACAGACAUAUACAUUACAAGUGGAUAAAUGUGUUCCAGUUCCUGAACUGAAGCAACAGAUCGCCACAGUUACUGGUGUUUUGUCAGAACAACAACGGCUCAUCUGCCGGGGCAAAGUGUUGAAGGAUGAUCAGCUCCUUUCAGCUUACCAUGUUGAAGAUGGACACACUUUACAUUUGGUUGUGAGACAACCCUCAUCAGAGAACGCCCCUGAUUCUCAAGGAAAUGCUUCUGCAUCAAGUUCUAGGCAUGUUCAAGGAAACCGAGUGGGUCCUGGUAUAGUAGUUGGAACAUACAACUUAUCUGAACAUGGAGAUGGAGCUUUCCCUGACCUAAAUCGGAUUAUCUCAGCUGUGCUUGGUUCAUUUGGAGUUGCAAGGGUUGGCAAUGAGGGGAUUGAUGUCAAUGGUCUUGGUGCAGCUACUCUGGGAAAUAUGAGAACUUCUGACCAACUGCAGACUGACCAAGCUAGUACAAUGGAUCAAUCUGGUUCUGCUAGUAGCGUUUCUGCACGUCCGACAGCUUUCCCAGUAGAAGCUCAACCACCGGUUAUUCCCGAUUCCCUGACAACUUUAACACAGUACUUGACUACUUUGACUGAAGAGUUCAGGGCAAAUGCUUGGGCACAAAUUGAGAAUGCACAAACCGCUGGGAUCGUUGGAGCUGAUAGACCCGAUUUUGAUGCAUCCUCGCAUUCAGCUCGACAGAGAGGCCUUCCGACACCUGCAUCCUUGGCGGAGGUGAUGCUGUCGAUGCGUCAAUUAUUCACUGAACAAGCUGCACAAUGCUUUCUGCAAUUCUCGAGGCAGCUAGAGAAUCAACCGUGCGUUACAGAACCAACAGAAAGAAUGAGAAUUCAAUCAUAUGCCUUAAGGACUGGAGACCUAUUCCAAAAAUUAGGUGCUUUGUUACUUGAGCUUGGUCGGACAACAAUGACAUUGCGGAUGGGUCAAACAGCGGCUGAUGCUGUGGUGAAUGCUGGACCUGCUGUUUUUGUGUCUACUGCUGGCCCUAAUCCUAUUAUGGUUCAGCCACUACCUUUCCAGCCAGGUACAAAUUUUGGUGCCAUUCCUGUAGGAACUGUACAAAAUGGCAGUGGACUUUCUGGGCCAUCUGUUGGUUCUGGUUUUACUCCAAGGAACAUUGACAUCAGAAUACGAACAGGUUCAUUUAUGCCUUCAACUUACCGAAGAGAGCCUGCUGGUUCACAGCGUCCAGGGCAAGCUACUCCUGCAGCUUCUAAUGGUGGAAAUUCUGAUCAAGAGACCAGUGGAGGCACCAGAAGUUCUUCUGUCAUGGAGUCAGGAGCGCGGGUGGUUCCUAUGAGGACCGUCGUUACUACAGUUCCAGCUUCGGCUGGGCAUUCAACUUCUAAUUCAUCUCGAGGUUCCAUGGGAAUAUUUUAUCCAGUUUUAGCAAGAGUUCAACCUGUCAGUUCUAGGAAUUCUAAUAAUUCUGGAGCUGCUCAAGCAUCUAACCGGAAUAAUUCACACGGUGUUGUGGCUGAACAACCGCCUAAUCCUGAUUCUGCAAGAGAACAGCAAACUAAUGGAUCCUCUGGUGCUGAAGGUAAUUUUGGCUCAUUUAAUGAACUAUCAAGCAGUGAAGAGUUCUCCACACAGUUGCAAAGCAGAGUUGACCAAAUUUAUAGAACAUUUUUCACUGGAGAAAAUCUACAUCCUGAGAAUGUCAAUGAUCGUAGUGCGGGUAACAAUUCUGUCAGUGGAGAUAGUGUGGCAGCUGAAGACAUUGAUAAUUCUCAGGAGACGGCAAUGGCAGCAGGAGAUGGAGUUUUUUUGUCAAAUGUACUUCGUCAUAUCAUGCCAAUUAUCUCUGAAGCUGCAGGAACAUCUGAUAAUUCAUCUAGUGAUAGAUCAAAUCUUGAUGGGGAUAGAAGUGACCAUGGUUCAAUACAGGGUCGAGAAAAUACAGAGCGAGCAAGUUCUUCACAUCGGUGCCAUGAUCCUUCAUUGUCACCAAGUUCAAAACGUCAAAAGCGGGAGUGAUUUCAGGGUUGGUUUGGUGCAACGGUUCCAGCCAUGACAAUGCAUUGCAGGCUUUUGGUAAUGUUUUGAUCUGUAUAACGAGAUCUGAAUACUGCUUUGGCAGCACAGAUGUUGUAAUGAGCACCUUCCAGAUUGUAUAGUACUGCCUUAUUUGUUCUCCAUUUAAGUUCUGCAUUUUUUGGCUCGUCAUUCUGGAUAUCAGCCAGUGUAUAGUCAUAGUAAGUCAGAACGGUCGUUGCAGGGCCAAGUAAGUUAUUUUUCUCAAUUUAGCUAUCUA
This is a messenger RNA of Lycium barbarum (goji berry), 2551 nucleotides long. Its product is annotated as ubiquitin-like domain-containing protein CIP73. The coding region runs from base 181 to 2274 and encodes 697 amino acids. The record is from RefSeq and is a predicted model, not a curated record. Gene Ontology annotation, molecular function: polyubiquitin modification-dependent protein binding; misfolded protein binding. The transcript has 16 exons. Gene Ontology annotation, cellular component: BAT3 complex. NCBI's taxonomy places the organism in Eukaryota, Viridiplantae, Streptophyta, Magnoliopsida, Solanales, Solanaceae.